UUAUUCGCACCGACCGUAGACGCGUGGCGCGAGCGGCGAGCUGCCAGUUGAUUGCAAACCGCCGCGUCGGGUGCACGUCUCCUCACAUUCCAUUUUCGAAGUUAACUUUUCGCAAGUUCAAGAUGACGUUCCGUUGCUUGCUGGUGAUGUUGGCACUAGCCGGGGCCACGUCCGCCGGUCCUGAGGUCACCGAACUGAAGGUCGACGUCGUCAGCGUUCCUGAAGGCUGUACCACUAAGUCGAAGAAUGGUGACAUGCUUACCAUGCACUAUACGGGCAAGCUUGACAACGGAAACAAGUUCGAUUCCAGCUUCGACCGCGAUCAACCCUUCACAUUCCAGAUAGGCGUGGGCCAGGUGAUCAAGGGCUGGGACCAAGGUCUGCUUGACAUGUGUGUCGGUGAGAAGCGGAAGCUCACGAUCCCAGCAUCGCUCGGCUACGGCGAGCGCGGCGCCGGCAACGUCAUCCCUCCCCAAGCCACCCUCCACUUCGAGGUGGAACUCCUCAGCAUCGGCGACUCGCCGCCAACCACCAACGUGUUCAAGGAGAUCGAUGCCGACAAAGACAACAUGCUGUCGCGCGAAGAAGUGAGUAUAGAGCUAGCGUUCCGCGCCAUGGACGCCGACCAGGACGGCGAGCUGUCGCGCGAAGAGGUGAGCGACUACUUGAAGAAGCAGAUGGUCCCCGAGGAAGGUGGGGAAGUCAGCGAGGACAUCAAACAGAUGCUCGAGGGCCACGACAAACUGGUAGAGGAGAUCUUCCAACACGAGGACAAGGAUAGGAACGGCUUCAUCAGCCACGAGGAGUUCUCUGGCCCCAAACACGACGAGCUCUAAAACUCCAAUAAAUAUAAUACAAAUCGUAAAUAUGCCUGUCAGCCCGUUCUCAUUAUAUACUUGACAAAAACCCCAAGCGUUUCGCUGCUGAGGCAUAUCUACGGUUAAAAUCUUUACCUAAUAAUAUAUAAGUGAGUAAUUGUUAAGGCCAUACUAGUGCAGAUCAUGAUUAAUACAUAAUAAUAUCAUUAUAACCGAUAAUUUAUUCUGAAGGUUAUCUGAUCUUUGUACACCUCAUUCAACGCAUUACAACAUUUCAUUAGUCUCUGAGAGGUUAGGCACUAUAAAAUCUUCUUUAACGUGCAUAUAUUUAAUUAAAUCCAGAAUGUUAUCUAUAAUAAAAACUGUUUUAAUUUGUUACUUCAAGACGUAAAUAUUUUGUUAUUAUAGCUAUAAAGUUGCUCGCUCUAUGUUCUACAGGUAUCAAGCUUAGCUGAGGAGGUUAUACAAUCUUUGUCGGUCAAUGUAUUCCGGGAAACAAUAUUUACAAGAAACAAAUGAUACAAUGCAUGCAAAUACUAGUCACUAGUGUGGUCUUAUAUGCAUCCGCUCGAAGCUCAAAUGGUAACCAAAAACGUACACUUAACAUUACAAUCAUCACCGUAGACGUCAAUAGAACCUUGUAUCUAAUAAAAAAAAUAUUGUAGACUUUGUAUGAGGUCAAGAAACAUAGAAAACAAUCUUGGGAACCUUUAAUCUAUAUAAGAGUAUCUAUUACACUGUCAUAGUAAUAACUGGCGAUCAUGGUAAAGAACUUGUAUGACAUCACAGCUGAGGCGCAGCUGAUAAAUGAGUAUUGCAUCGUAAUUGGCUUCAGGCAUUUUUCUUUUUAAUAACGUGGUAAAAUUGAAAAGGGAAUAAAUGAGAGUAACUGCGUUUAUGUUAUAUUAUAUAUAUAGACCGUAUGACAAGAUUAACCAACUGAUAGGAAUACUAUCUCUACUAACUCCUUUCCUUUAUCUCAUAUAUGUAAGGGUUGGAAAAAUAUGUCUAUCUUUUGUUUAGACAUAUUUUUAAUGGUUUUGGCUAGUGAUUUUAUGACCGGCCGCCUGCCCGACGUCAUCCCUUCUUGGGAAUUCUAAUAGGAAUACUAUCUAUUGAAAGUAAUAUACUUUGGUGGCAAUUCCUAUUUUGGUCUGGUACAAAAUUGCUAUUUUUGUAUUUUCAUCCAGUAAACUGGCAGAAAUUUAUUAAAAAAGAAUUACAUUUGUUAAGAAUAUCCCAAAGAAUAUAAUGUUAUGGAUUUCAUGAAGUCAAGGAUGCGACUGAUCGUAGAUAUUCAAGAUAAUAUUAUGAUGGUGUGGUUAGCUCACUCAAGGUGCUUUUACAUCUCAUCAGAAAGUCGAUAUUCGAAAUAUCAAAAUGAUCCUACGUACUUUCUGCUAACCCAAUAGAUUACGAAGAGAAAGUUUCCCCAACGUUUCUAACAUCGCAGCUCAUCGACAUAUAAUCACUCGUCACACAACUUCUUUGUGAUACCACAAGCACUCAUAAUUGACAGAAAUAAACUAAUUUGGAUUGCUGUGAUAACACAAAUAUAUAUUAAAACAUUACAGAGCGGAAAGCGCGAGAUAACGUUCUCUGUUCAAUACAUAUCAAUGGUAAGACCGACAUGGCUGACAAACCGUAUCGCCGAUUAAUGUACAAUUUUUUAUGAUGUCAAAUCUAAAAAGAAACUUACAGCUUAGACAUAGACCCCCACCAAAAAGGUGGAGGUUCUGUGUAGGAAAUUGAUUAAGAAUAGACUCGUCUCACUUUGUUCUCUCAUCACCACACAAAAACCCACUAAUUGGUAUGUACUCGUAUAUAGACUGCCUAUUGAUUGCCUAUCAGUACAUCAGCUCCCCUAGCCAAGAGACCAUAGAUGAUACAUUAUAUAUUGAGAUAGAUACGCAACUCUCAUUUCGGUUAAAAAAGUUAUGUACCGUGAUCACUAGAUGGCGCAUUCUAAUUAGAUUUAUUGGCUACCCAUAGAUGGCGUUCUCUCUACGAGUACAAUCUAUAUUUUAGUUGUAUGAUGACUAUUGCUGUUUGUUUUCCUUAAUUCUUAUAAAAGAAUUAUUAAUGAAAAAAAAUUAACAUAAACAUAAUAUUUACAAAAUCACCUAUUUCACUAUAUAAUACUAAUGUACCCAAAUAUUUACAAUAGCCAAAUUUUAUAAAUACAUAUAUAUAGAAAUAAGGAAAACAAAUUGCAAUAAUCCUUCAAAUAUUCAAGGAUUUUUAAUCAAAGAAAGAAAAGAAGAUUCUUAUUAUUCAACGAUUUAUUUUUUCUUUUGUGAUUAUGAAAAUAUCUUAAUGCACUUCAGCAGCCUGAUAACAUUAGUGCACCAACUAUGAAUAUUGACGUUUAUGAUUAUAAAUAACCACUGAUCACCUUUAAGAAUUCGUAAAAUUGCUGGCGACAUUUUCGCCACGCCGUUUCGCGACACACCGGGCCGCCUUCUGAGCAUAAUUCCGAUGGUGGUCGAGCAUGUUCCAUGGUUAAUUAUUCACUAUGCACACCAAAUCCACAAGUAAUACCCAUUAUAAACACUUAUUUGUACCGAUUACAUCUUAUUUUAAUAUUUUUCGUUCACCACUGUCACCAUGCUUUAAAUUAAACUCUGAUCCCGAUUGUGUGCUGACUUUUUAUUGUCAUAACAUAAACAUCACUAUAGCAACAACAGAAAAAAUUCAAAGACAGCUAAACUGUCAUAUUUGAAACUAUAUUUUUUUAAACUUUCAUAGACUGAACAGGAGUGAUUUUAAUCAAAUAAUGUGCUUCAUGCGUGCCAUCUAUAUUGUGCCUGAGAAAACUUCGCUUAAGUUUUUGUACCGUGAGCGCUGGAAGACAGCACUUCAUACAAAAUAUUUUACGUAAGCGAACUGUGCGGAAGUUUCACCCCCAUGCAAGAGACAAUGUCGAUUCACGUCGGUCACGUGAUCAAGAUCUGUCAUUCCCAUAAUUUUUUCUAGUUUUCGAAGCGUUUGCGAUCGUAGACAGAGAAUCGACGUGCUACUUGGCUACAUGGGCUGCUCAGCUUACUGCAUCUAACUCUAAUCCGAGACAAUUAAAUAGAAAACUCGUUACGUACGUAUUGGCAGACGUUACUUACUUGUGACGUCUACGAGUACGUGUUCUUGUUCCUACGUUCGUACGUUGUACGUAUGUUAUUGUACGUACCUUCGUUUGUACGCAGUGCAUGUUCACAGUUAGAUUGCGUAUUGGUAAACUGGAAUUCGGAAAAUGAAAAAUCCAUAAAUUAGGUAGUUAGGUACGUCACACGAUUUCUUUGAUUUUUGACAAGGAGACGAGGGUCAUUUAUGUGACAAUUUUGCAUCCACUAAACAAUACGUCAGAGAUUUCCCGGGUUCGGUUGCAUUUCAAGGAAAUGUAGUGUAAGAGUCUCAAGUGUCCAAGCUACCUUAAACCGAGCAUGAGCGUUCAUCUUUCAGUUGAGAUUAUGUGGUGCGUAAAGUAUGUGUGCAUUUGCUGUAGAGUGGAAAGCAAGUAGUUUUAAUAUGUAGGGUAGUUAUUGUUUGUUGUAUGUUGAAGAGGAUUUUAUUCGUAGAUGUGCCGAUUACACUGUCAUGUAUGGGUUUUAGUUUUACGGUUGAACUCAUCUGUAAACGCUACUGUAUUGUGGUCAAAAUACAUUGGAUACUUUAUAGUAUGUAACUCCUCCAAACACCAUACAUUUAGAAAUAAUUGCAAAGAGUCUAAAGGCCGUGACAUUCAAAAUCAUCGACCAAUUAAUGGUUGAAUACAGGCAUUGUAUAAAAAAUGAGGAUCUGUAGCUUAAGCCCACAAUGCUACCCAGUGGGUUUCGUGAUUAUUUUAAAUUUGGAACAUCUACGUUUGAAUUCCCAUUCGGUUAAGAUUCAAUAUUGUAAUAUUUAUAUAUUUUUUUGUAUAGACCACGUUUCGGCGAUUUUGGAAUUGUUUUUCGUUCUUUUUUUAUUAUGUAACUUGUUAUAAUAAUAUAUCUUACAAUUUAAAUACAUUUUUGUAUAUUGAGGACAUGAUAAUAAUUAAUAUUAUAAUGAUUGUUUGUAUGUAUAGUUUAAGAAUAAAAUGUAUGUUUUCUUUUA
Molecule: messenger RNA, 4910 nt
Organism: Bicyclus anynana (squinting bush brown)
Lineage: Eukaryota; Metazoa; Arthropoda; Insecta; Lepidoptera; Nymphalidae
Gene: Fkbp14
Product: FK506-binding protein 2
Exons: 4
Coding region: 123-836 (237 amino acids)
Molecular function (GO): peptidyl-prolyl cis-trans isomerase activity; calcium ion binding
Source: RefSeq, a predicted model, not a curated record